CUAACAAUAUCUCUUGGUCAAAUCAAUCACUAUAUCGGUGUCAAUAUGAAUCGAAAUUGGAAGGUAUAUUGUUAUAUUUGGGCCAAACUGAGCUGGGCUAUGAACUAUUGCAGCACUAACUAGAAGCCCAAAAGUGUAUUCCUAAACUGCUAAACAGUCGGCGUCCAUGUCUCCUCCAUCAAUGGCGGGCGAAUCUCUACAGUUAGAACACUACACGGACAAUCAAGCGGGGCUGCUGGUGUUUUUCUUACCAACAGUCAUACUUAAUUCAUUGUAGGCGAUGAGGAUCGCGAUUAUUAAACGGAUUUAUUGGCAGAAUAAGCGUACUUGCAUCUGGCAAUGGCGCUCGAACCACGCAGCAUCCAGUAUCGGAUUUCCUCCUAACGAACCUUCAGUUUCAAACCAUCAAUUGUUACUCCGUUCUCUGGAAGAAUGCAAAUUUUCAACUAAUUCAACAUCUGUUAGUGGAACACAUGCAAGAAUCAUUAAACUCGGGUACCAGACAUGCCCAUCUCUCACAUCACUUCUGGUUACUACAUAUCUAUCUUUCAAUCUUCUCUCUCUUGCUCGUCAAUUGCUUAAUGAAGUUCCUUAUCACAAAUUCAAUGUAGUUUCAUGCAAUUUGAUCAUUGCAAGUUUCAUGAAAAUGGGAGACAUUGAUAUUGCCAAGAAAAUAUUCCGUAAAAUGCCCAAACGAGAUUUAAUAUCCUGGAACUCAAUGAUAGGAGGUUUUGUUAAGAAUGUACAAUUUCAAGAGGCAUUUGGGAUCUUCAAAAAGAUGUUAAGUUCAAACAUAGAGCCAGACAAAUUCACAUUUUCAUCCAUAAUCACUGCAUGUGCUCGUGUUGGAGCUUUAGACCAAGCUAAAUGGAUACAUGGUUUGCUAACCGAAAAAAGAAUCGAACUCAAUUUUAUUCUGAGUUCUGCACUUAUAGACAUGUACUCAAAAUGUGGUAGAAUUGAAACAUCAAAAGCAAUUUUUGAAAGUGUAAGACAUGAUCAUGUUUCUGUUUGGAAUGCCAUGAUCAAUGGUCUAGCAAUGCAUGGUCUUGCCAUGGAUGCCAUUGAAACUUUCUCAAAGAUGGAAGCUGACAAUUUUUUACCAGAUCAAAUUACUUUCAUUGGAAUCUUGACUGCAUGUAGCCAUUGUGGGUUGACUCAACAGGGUCGUGAGUAUUUUGACCUAAUGAGAACAAAAUACAAGAUUACUCCACAACUUGAACAUUAUGGAUCAAUGGUUGAUCUGUUUGGGCGAGCUGGGCUUCUAGAAGAAGCUUAUGAAGUGAUUCAAGAGAUGCCUAUGGACCCUGAUGUUGUUAUAUGGAGGGCAUUUCUUAGUGCAUGUAGAACACAUAGAAAUCUUGAGUUAGGUGAAUUUGCAGUUGCAAAAAUAUCAAAUCUUGAUAGUGGAGAUUACGUGUUACUCUCAAACACAUAUUGUUCAGUAAAUAAAUGGGAUAAAUCUGAAAAAGUGAGGAGUAUGAUGAAAAGGAAUGGUGUUAAUAAAAGUAAGGGAAAAAGUUGGAUUGAAGUUAAUGGAGUCAUUCAUCAAUUUAAAGCAGGAGAUAAAUCACAUUGUGAAACGGAAUCAAUCUACAAGGUUCUAGAAGCAUUGAUCGGGCGUAUUAGACAUGAAGGAUAUGUUCCUGUUACAGAAUUGGUUUUAAUGGAUAUAUCUGAAGAGGAAAAGGAAGAGAAUCUGAAUUAUCAUAGUGAAAAGUUGGCAUUGGCUUAUGGGAUACUAAAAUCAACCCCUGGAUCUGAAAUUAGGGUUUCAAAGAAUUUAAGAACAUGUCUUGAUUGUCACUCUUGGCUGAAAUUGGUUUCUAAAGUAUUGAAAAGGGUAAUUAUUGUAAGGGACAGGGCCCGCUUUCACCACAUAGAAGAUGGUGUUUGUACAUGUGGCGAUUAUUGGUAACUGUUUGCCUCCAUAAAUUUCUGGAAGUUGACUCUCAUCAAUGUCUUUCAAAAGUGUUGGCUUCAGCUCCUUAUUUUCAACAAAUAUGAUCUGCAAUGUAAGGGAUACGCGAACGCGAGGUGACGUGGCGGAGGAGGGGAAGGCGGUUCUUUGUGAACAACCGUAAAGCACCGUGGCAAUUUUGUAGCCACUUGGAACCACAGCAACGUACAAGUGAUCACUGCACUGAAAAGUCAAGGAUCGAAUGUGUUUAAUUGCAAAGCACGUCCAUAUAUUCAACAAUAAUCGUAGAAUCUACUGAGGAUACAACAGAAAAUCGCCAAUCAACCCGAAUUGUAGAAGUAGGUGAUCGUAAAAACCUAAUCA
This is a messenger RNA of Lactuca saligna, 2284 nucleotides long. NCBI's taxonomy places the organism in Eukaryota, Viridiplantae, Streptophyta, Magnoliopsida, Asterales, Asteraceae. The record is from the annotation of a GenBank genome assembly.